UUCAUGUUAGCCAUAUUGGCAUUCACCGCAGCAAAGCAGUUAAAUCCUGGACCGCAAACAAUUAGCGAAUCCUCUUCAACAUCGAAAGCAAACGAUAAGAGAUAUGCGACUCGGGAAAUUACAUUGUUUCUUACACCAAGUCAAAUAAAAUCUUUGAAUGAAGCCAGAAAUUCUGCGAACAAGGAAGCUGAGGCUCAAUCACUUAAAGAUAACAAGGAAGCUGAGGCUCAAUCACUUAAAGAUAACCAACAAUAUACUCUUCAGGGCUACGGUCAACAGCCAGAGCAAACUCCUUGGCCGAAAUAUACGAGAGUAGCACCAGUUGAACAGCCUCAAGAGGAAAGUCAAGGUUUUAUUUCCCAAAACCCAUUUCUAUUCAAGACUAGGCCCGUCUUCGAAAAUCAAGACGGAGGUUUUGAGGCUUUCAACUUGUAUCGUGAGCAAAAACUUAGAGAACAGCAAAUACAAAAUAUUGAGGAACAACAAGAAAGGAAAGAGGGGCAACUUUUCAGACCAUACAAUCCUAUUUCCGAUCAAGCCCAAGAAGAAGCACUUUUACAUGAAGAAUUACAACAACACUGGAAUCGCCUUUUAGAACAUAACCGCGGCCAGCUUAAGGCUCUGUCUGAAGCAAAUGAGAAACAAAAUUCUGAAGAUUUAAAGGCGAACAAAGAGUCUGUGCAGUGGGAAUCCAACCAAUCCAAGGAGGAGGAGGAAACGAGAUCUGAAAUCGAAAAAGAAAUCCAAUUUGCUUUAAGGAAUAAUAAAGCUUAUGACUUUAGCCAAGAGAACUCUCGCGCAGAAGACCAAGGAAAUAACCAAAGGUCACCCAUACUUAUUCACAAAGAAGUGAGGGUCACUAAACAUCUUCCAGUACAUGUUGUACAAAAAGUAAAGGUCUCGGUGCCUACCCCAGUGCUCGUACCAGUGCCUGAACCAUAUGAAGUUAAAGUACCUCACCCAUACCCCGUGCCUUACGAAAUUAUAAAGCACAUCCCUGUACCAGUAAUCAGAAAACAUUAAAUUGUUAUGUCAAUCUUAAUUUUAAUAC
This is a messenger RNA of Vanessa tameamea, 1051 nucleotides long. RefSeq lists its product as uncharacterized. The record is from RefSeq and is a predicted model, not a curated record. The transcript has a single exon. Bases 4 to 1023 code for a protein of 339 amino acids. Lineage: Eukaryota; Metazoa; Arthropoda; Insecta; Lepidoptera; Nymphalidae.